Penicillium vulpinum is the source of this 246-nucleotide messenger RNA. RefSeq names its product serine/threonine protein kinase. The record is from RefSeq and is a predicted model, not a curated record. The coding region runs from base 1 to 246 and encodes 81 amino acids. The transcript has a single exon. NCBI's taxonomy places the organism in Eukaryota, Fungi, Ascomycota, Eurotiomycetes, Eurotiales, Aspergillaceae.
AUGGCCUCGCCGGCAUGCACGAUCGAGAAGUUCUCCGCAGUGGAGGGUCUCGCCACACCUAAAGACCGUUCUCAGCGUACUAACCUUUUCACAGAUAUCAAAGUGGACAGUAUUCUCUUUGACUGUGACGAAACACCUGACGAUCAAGUUGUCAUCAAGAAUGUCCAAAUCUCAGACCUGGAGGAUGUUGUUGUUGUACCAUCUCGGAAAUGGCCCAGAUGCCCUUUGUGUGGGAAUGCAAUCUAG